AUGCUAGGGACUUAUUCUGUAUUACCUACACAGUACACACAAAUCUUCACGUCUGCCGCUCUUAAAAGUUCAAGAAUCUCAAAUGCAAUAUUUGUACGAGAUUAUUUGCAGAUGAAGGCCAUUGCGAGGGGCGUGACAGUUGACACUAAACACAUGUUGUUCAUUAUUGAAGAGACUCCACCAGACCUUAUAUGUAAGAGUGUGUUGCUGUUAUGCAGACAAAAAUCAAAUGCUUUUUAA
Clunio marinus is the source of this 240-nucleotide messenger RNA. The record is from the annotation of a GenBank genome assembly. Lineage: Eukaryota; Metazoa; Arthropoda; Insecta; Diptera; Chironomidae.